Messenger RNA from Purpureocillium lilacinum, 528 nucleotides. The record is from RefSeq and is a predicted model, not a curated record. NCBI's taxonomy places the organism in Eukaryota, Fungi, Ascomycota, Sordariomycetes, Hypocreales, Ophiocordycipitaceae.
AUGAGCUAUUCAUCUUACCCGCACUUCAGCACAGGUCCGGGGUACGAUGACCUCGCCUACAUCGCCAACUUGGAAGGUCUUACCGGCCGAUACAUGCCCGCACUACCAACGGAUCGUCGUCUGAAUGUCAUACUUGGCGAGGGAACUCUGGCUAGCCGAAUCAACAACGUCUCAACAUGGAAGUAUUUCGAAAAGGGCUGCGUUAAGUGGCCACACGGCUUGAGUGACUAUCGCUCCAUCUCGAAAAAUGUCGGUCGUCUUCGCGAUCAGAAGAGCCUUGAGGACCGAAAAAGUAUCUCUGUUCGGUCCGCGUCGGAGCCUGCAGAAAGCAAGCUCGCCACCCUGGAUCGAGCGAGGCGGGUGCUGGACAGAAUCGACCGAACAUAUGGCUUCGCCGACCAGACGGAGACCUGGGAGCAAGUGAUUGAGGGGCUUCUCCAGGACUCCAUAGUGGAGGAGCUAACGAUCAUGGUGAUGCAGCAGACGGCAAACUAUUUGGGACGAUGCAAUCGCAAGCUCGAUGAUUGA